UCUCAAUAUUGUACGAUCGUGGUAUUUCCGGAGCUAAGGUGCGAUAUUUCAUAAUAAGUCACAAAAGGAUAGCCAUUGACUUGUUCUUGUGGCGCAAGUGGUGUUAAACUCUAGAAUUACCACAGGCAAUUGAGAAACCACUGAAAACAAUCUGGGUUAUCGGAUCAUUUCGACGUUUUUGGGAACAGUGUAAAGACAGGAAUCAUUGUACUCAAAACAACUCGACGGUUGAAAGAAGCAGCAACUAUGAAAUAUCUUAUCAUUAUUGCAACAAUCUUUGCUCAGCUGUUGGUAAUACAAGAAGCCCAUGGGUAUCCAAAUGGUGCGCCUAAGAGUACGUGUUCUAACCUAACACCAGGUCACGGAAAGAAAUUAAGUGGAGAUCACCCGUUCAAUUUAACUGUCCAGAUAAUGAAAUCGUCACAUGAAAUUGAAGUAAUGAUAACACCAAAAGAGAAUACCACGAUAUUCCAAGGUUUCAUUCUACAGGCAAGAAAGAUUGGAGAUACGAAGCCAGUGGGAGAAUUUGUCGCAGUACCGGAUAACACGAAAGCUGUAGAAUGCGAUCAUGGCAAUGAUACCGCUACGCACAGUAAUACCGCAAACAAAGCAAGUUUAACAUUCAGAUGGAUCUCUCCUGUCCCCUUCGAUGCAAGUAUACAGUUUCACACAACUAUUGCCAUCAAAAAAGAUUCCUACUGGAAAGGAAUUGUGUCUAGCGAGGUACCAAUACUAGCCUUAGACAGCAAGGCAUUGCCAUCAGCCGUGACAAGCUCAACAUUAAUGUUCAUUACUUUUGUUUUUGUGUGUCAGUUAUUCAUGUAAUUUUUUUGUCGUCCAGACUCCAGACUAAGUUCUGUAUGAAGUAUAACCUAUUGAAAUUAUGUUUCACUCUCAACGUAUAAAAUUUAAACCGAACAUUAGCACGAUAUUAAUUGUUAACGACGGCAUAAAUUCGCACUUUAGUUAUAAUCUUGCAUUAUUCAAAUAUACAGUAAUCUCUUUUUCGUAUUUUUAAAAGCCAAUUAACCACAACA
This is a messenger RNA of Dendronephthya gigantea, 1037 nucleotides long. RefSeq names its product putative defense protein 3. Bases 247 to 825 code for a protein of 192 amino acids. Gene Ontology annotation, molecular function: oxidoreductase activity, acting on metal ions. The transcript has 4 exons. NCBI's taxonomy places the organism in Eukaryota, Metazoa, Cnidaria, Anthozoa, Malacalcyonacea, Nephtheidae. The record is from RefSeq and is a predicted model, not a curated record.